Molecule: messenger RNA, 150 nt
Organism: Anthostomella pinea
Lineage: Eukaryota; Fungi; Ascomycota; Sordariomycetes; Xylariales; Xylariaceae
Source: the annotation of a GenBank genome assembly
AUGGCUGGGCCCGCCGCGGACGCGGAUGGGCCUGUCGAUGCUGCUGGUGACGACGACGCGUGGGCGUUCGACAGCGUUACUGAGAUCGGCAGCGGCAGCGAGGAUGGCGGGUCUUUGUCGGGCUCGGACUCGGAGUGGGUUGGUGUCUGA